UAUCUUGUCUUUCCACUUGUUUCUACCUCAGAAGAACCUCUUGAAAUUCUGAACGCCCCUUGUUUACUUCAAAGUGUAGCGUCCAUUUUAAGUCAAACUUUAAACCACCCCUUUUGUGUUUUGUCUUUUGCUGUAGACAGAGUGAUAUAUAUAUAUAGAGAGAGAUUUUCUUGUUUGUAACCUUAGUUCUAACAGUAUUUUCCAAGGUUGAGAAAUGGGCAAGAAAAAAUAUUUAGAUUGGACUGCACGAUCCAUUAUGUCUACUGGAAGUGAAAGAGUCUCCUUAUUGAAUAAAGAUGCUAGGCGGAAGACAAAUGAGGAAGGAAGUUCUAGUGGUCCCGGGACAGAUCUUGAGGAUGGAGAAUCAGAGGCUGCCAAUGUUGGAUUUUGUAGAGUAUUUCUUCUGGCAAAGCCAGAUGCAGGCAAGCUAAUUAUUGCUACUAUUGCAUUGCUGAUAGCAUCAACAACAAAUCUUCUCAUACCAAAAUUUGGUGGUAUGGUAAUUGACAUUGUAUCAAGAGAAAUACAAACCCCUCAACAGCAAGCUGAAGCAUUAGAAGCCGUGAAAAACACGAUAUUGGCUAUUAUCUUAAUAGUUGUUACUGGCUCUCUGUCCACUGCACUACGAUCAUGGUUAUUUUCUUCAGUCAGUGAAAGGGUUGUUGCUCGACUGAGAAAGAAUUUGUUUAGUCACCUUAUCCAGCAAGAAAUAGCCUUCUUUGAUGUGACUCGGACUGGAGAACUGUUAAGCAGACUAUCAGAAGACACCCAAAUCAUUAAAAAUGCUGCAACUACCAACCUAUCAGAAGCUCUAAGAAACCUAACAACUGCACUUAUUGGGAUUGGAUUCAUGUUCUCAUCAUCCUGGAAGUUGACAUUGCUGUCUCUGGUUGUUGUGCCAAUCAUUUCUGUUGGUGUUCGCAAAUUUGGGCGCUAUCUGAGGGAGCUGUCACAUGAAACUCAAGCAGCUGCUGCAGUAGCUGCCUCCAUUGCUGAGGAAUCUUUUGGGGCCAUCAGAACAGUGAGAUCAUUUGCAAAAGAACAAUAUGCAAUAUCAGGUUACUCAGAGAAGGUCGAUGAGACCCUAAAACUAGGACUUCGACAAGCGAAAGUGGUUGGUCUAUUUUCCGGAGGGCUAAGUGCAGCAUCAACUUUGUCGGUUAUUGUUGUGGUGAUUUAUGGAGCUUAUUUGGCUAUAACAGGCUCCAUGACUGCAGGGUCUCUUACAUCCUUCAUUCUUUAUAGCCUGACAGUUGGGUCCUCGAUAUCGUCUCUAUCAGGUUUAUACACAACAGCGAUGAAAGCUGCAGGAGCUAGUAGGAGAGUUUUUCAGAUUCUAGAUCGUGUCUCAAGCAUGCCUACAUCAGGAGACAAGUGCCCUAGAAGUGACCCCGAUGGAGAUGUUGAACUGGACGAUGUAUGGUUUGCUUAUCCAUCUCGCCCGAGUCAUAUGGUUCUCAAGGGUAUAUCGCUAAAAUUGAGACCAGGAUCAAAAGUUGCCCUUGUUGGUCCAAGCGGUGGAGGAAAAACAACAAUUGCUAACUUGAUAGAGAGGUUCUAUGAUCCACUUAAGGGGAAGAUACUGCUCAAUGGGGUUUCGUUGGUGGAAAUAUCACAUGAAUAUUUACACAAAAAGAUUAGUAUAGUGAGCCAGGAACCUGUUCUUUUCAAUUGUUCAAUAGAAGAGAACAUUGCAUAUGGGUUCGACGGCAAAGCAAGAAGCACUGACAUAGAAAAUGCAGCGAAAAUGGCUAAUGCUCAUGACUUUGUAGAAUCCUUUCCGGAUAAAUAUCAAACUGUUGUUGGCGAACGUGGACUGAGGUUAUCAGGAGGGCAGAAGCAGAGAAUAGCAAUUGCCAGGGCCCUGUUGAUGGACCCUAGUGUGUUGCUUCUUGAUGAAGCGACUAGCGCGCUAGAUGCCGAGAGUGAAUACCUUGUGCAAUAUACAAGUCUUACUUUCCUUGUUUGAAAAAGAACGUCACUUUUCUAUACUUGGUAAGUUUUUACUUCACUUUUCCCUUAAUGACACUGCCUUACUGAAAUGAUAUGACAUGUUUAAAACCAUGAGAUUUAAAAGUUACUUUUGAUAUGUUAUACAUACAUUUAGUUCAGGACCAGCCAAAGAUUCAAAAGACUUCUUUAACUUAUUAAACUUUAUGUUGAGACCUAACUUAUUAAACUUUAUGUUGAGACCAACUAAGACAUGUAAAAUGAAAGAGAGGGAGUAUAAGUAAGAAAUAUCAACCUUAUAUGUAUGCUCAUUUCCAAGUUUCAUAAUUUAUACUGCAUUUUGAAAUAUAAGUCUUACAUUCCUGUUUAGUCUCCUAAAAAAAGAGUGUCACUUUCUAUAUUUUGUAAGUCUUGAAUUCAACAUUCCAUUGUUUCUCUUAACCACACUGCCUUAGGAAUGACAUAGCAUGUUUAAGACCAUGAGAUUCAAGGGUAUUUUUAUAUAUUAUGCAAAUUAACCUUUAGUUCAAGACCACAAGAUUCGUGUUCUUUCAAACCAAGACACAUAAAUGAUUUUUUUACCUCCAAUUUAUAGAAGCUAUCUGUUAUUUUGAUGUGUCAAUG
Molecule: messenger RNA, 2574 nt
Organism: Lycium barbarum (goji berry)
Lineage: Eukaryota; Viridiplantae; Streptophyta; Magnoliopsida; Solanales; Solanaceae
Product: ABC transporter B family member 27-like
Exons: 17
Coding region: 215-1969 (584 amino acids)
Biological process (GO): transmembrane transport
Cellular component (GO): membrane
Molecular function (GO): ATP hydrolysis activity; ATP binding; ABC-type oligopeptide transporter activity
Source: RefSeq, a predicted model, not a curated record